Messenger RNA from Populus nigra (black poplar), 3238 nucleotides. Its product is annotated as dual specificity protein phosphatase PHS1-like. Gene Ontology annotation, biological process: protein dephosphorylation; cortical microtubule organization; response to abscisic acid. The transcript has 11 exons. NCBI's taxonomy places the organism in Eukaryota, Viridiplantae, Streptophyta, Magnoliopsida, Malpighiales, Salicaceae. Gene Ontology annotation, molecular function: protein tyrosine/serine/threonine phosphatase activity. Bases 85 to 2898 code for a protein of 937 amino acids. The record is from RefSeq and is a predicted model, not a curated record.
UUGUUACAUUACACUAGUAGUAUAGUGUAUGUGUGUGUCUAUAUACACCAUCUUAUUUUCAAAGCCAAUUUAAAUUAAAAAAAAAUGAUGUCAAAAGAUGAAAAGCAAGCCUCUUUAUCAGUCAUCAACAACAAAAUCGAGGUCCAGGAGAAAGAGGAGGAGAGGGAACUGGACCUCGGAUCCGAAGAGCUUGAUCCUCCUUUACCUCUCACUGUUACCUCCCGGGUAUUGUAUAUGUUGGGAGAUAUAACAGCAGGCCCAGCGUAUAGGUUUGCUCAAUGGCUGGAGUUGGUUCGUAAGAGAAGUGGCAAGUAUCGUGCCUCAGGGUUCCCGCACCGGCCUUACAGGCUCGAAACUAUGCCCUCUAGUUGGGGAGAAUCUCUUGUUGAUUCAAAAAGCCCACCUCCUGAGCAAUCUCCAGAGAUCAGUUUGUGGGACAGGCUUGGUAAAGCUGCUGCAUUGGAUAUCGAGUUGAGCUCUUUUUCUUGGGACAUGCUUUCUUCCCUUCACCACACUGAGCAUAAUAGUAGCAAUGAAAAUUCUGAGGAUGAAAUGAGCAAAGCCCUUGAAGUAACUGUAAAUUCCGGGGGGGUUGUCUUCUUUGCCUUAUUCAAUCAACCUGGAAAUGUUGACGCUUUUCAUAAGGAAGCUGCAGCUGUCAUAAAGUUUUCUUCUUCCAGGAUGGCCACACAAUCAGAACGUCUUGGCUAUGAAUUUGCAAAGUGGUUAGGAGUCCAAACUCCUCAGGCUAGAGUCAUUCAUAAUUGCAGCCCAGAGUGGCUCCAGAUCAAGGAAGCUGGAGAGAAAGCAAGAGUUGCAGCAGCUUUGGAAGGAGAUGAAGUAGGUGAAGUGACAUGUUCUGAGCUUUUGGAAGCUCUUGAACUUAGCCGAUGCCUUCUUCUGAUGAGCUAUGUUCAUGGAUCUCCUUUAUUGGAGAGCUCAAAUUCAUUUGAGUCACGUGAAACUGCAGAAAGAAUUGCAGCAGCAAUUGGUAGGGUCUUCCUGUUGGACCUUGUCAUCAGAAACGAAGAUAGACUACCUUGCCGUGAGCUCAGAUGGCGCGGAAAUCCCGCAAAUCUGUUGUUGGCUGAGAAAAUGACCCCGUCAAAUGUCAAUGCCUUGGAGGAUGCUUUUGACUCUGCAAUUAACCGAUACCGACCAAGGGUGAUUAAAGCUCUACAGAAAGAAAGAAGGGCAACUUCAGUGGAUUGUAGGCUUAACUCUCAUAAUCAAGGAGGACCAGGAAUGGAAUCACAGGGCUCGGAUGUUUUUGAUAUUACAGAAGCUCCAAAGGCUAACAAAAUGCUAAGAGUUCGAAAAUCAGGAGAAUCAUCGUUUUCUGAUCUCCUCAUUUCUCAUGCUGUGGCUAUUGAUUCUGGUGUUCCUCGUCGGCCUCCUGCUGGAAAACGCACAAAUGACCAGGCAAAUUAUCCUAAAUUGAUUGAGUUGCUUAUCAACAGUUCUGAUUACUCCUCUAAUUUGUUAUAUGAAAUAACUGGGGGGAAAUUAGGAGCUCCUCCAUUGGAAGGCACUGACUUCACUGAUACACGAGUGACCGAAAUGACUUCAGCUGUUCAGGAAUUUCGUGGUGGGUUUCGUGCUGCUCUCAGGGAUCUGCAAGGUUUCCAUAUAUUCCUCCUCACUCUUCACCAAAAACUAGAUAGCGUGUUACGAGUUUUUUUGAACAUCACAAAUAAAACAUCAGGGGACUGUGACAGAGAUGAUUUGGUGGUCCCUGAGUCACCUUCACAUGUAGUUGUUCAUUGUCCUUCUCCACCGAGUAAGGAACGGUUUCUUAAUGAUAACCAUCCAGAGUUUAGUGAUUCAGAUUCGCAGCGAAUUGCUCAAACUCCAAGGUCAUCUUCAGGAAAUAAAGAGUGCUCAGAUUUUAGUUCUCCCAUGUCAAGAGAAAGCUGGCAUGGAAAGUUUUCCAAGGGGAGUUUAGAGCCCUUUCGUUGCCUGCGUCUGACAACAAAGCUCCGAGACAUUCAUAAAUUUGCCAAGGUGGAUAAUGAAUCAAAUAAAGAACUUGAACAAUGGAAUGAAAUGCUGAGAAAUGAUGUUAUCAAACUGUGUCAGGAGAACAAUUUCCAAACAGGGUUUUUUGAGGGCAGUGAUAGUAACUGCGUUGUGGAUGCAUAUGAGUUAAAGGUAAGAUUAGAGCACAUUCUUGAGAGGAUAUCAUUGAUCUCCGAAGCUGCAAACACAGAGAAACCAUCAUCAAUCACAAAUAGCCUGUUUAUUGGUGGCGCCCUGGCUGCAAGAUCUGUGCACACUUUGCAACAUCUAGGAAUCACACAUAUUUUGUGUUUGUGUGGCAAUGAAAUUGGACAGUCAGAGUCCCAACACCCAGAUCUAUUUCAGUACAAAAAUUUUUCUAUAACUGACGAUGAGGAUUCAAAUAUCAGCUGCAUCUUUGAAGAAGCCUCUGAUUUUAUUGAUCAUGUUGAAUCAGUAGGAGGGAGGGUUCUAGUUCAUUGCUUUGAAGGGAGAAGUAGGAGUGCCACAUUGGUUCUUGCUUAUUUAAUGCUCAGGAAGAAAUUCACUCUACUAGAAGCAUGGAAUGCUCUAAGACAAGUUCAUCGGCGAGCUCAGCCCAAUGAUGGUUUUGCAAGAAUUUUACUGGAUCUUGACCAGCGACUGCAUGGGAAGGUUUCCAUGGAAUGGCAAAGGCGGAAGCCAGAAAUGAAAGUCUGUCCCAUCUGUGGGAAGAAUGCUGGUCUGAGCAGCAGCUCGCUCAAGCUUCACUUGCAGAAAGCACACAAGAAGCUAUCAUCAGGCAGUGUGGACAGUGCAAUGACCAUGGAGAUACAGAAGGCUCUGGAUGCACUAAAAAUGACCAGAAGCGGCAGCGUCAGCCCUACUUUGAGGCAGUCUUCACCAGCUAUAGAUGACUAGGUACAGGGAAUUCAUUUCAGUGCGCAAGAAAAUCAAGAAGCAAACCCAUUUCGCUUGUGGCCAGCUGUGAAACCACGGCAUCUGUACUCAGCAGCAAAAUUUGCAGUAUCAAGACAUUGAAUUGCAUCCGCCCACAUGAUUUGUUGUAUUAAUUGAACACUGCAAAUUUUCAACAGAGGUUAUCAAAUAGACUCGGGUCAGUGCCACAGUGCCGAUACGUUUUGGAUUUUAGAUUCAAGGAAGACUGAAAUGAGUGUAACAUGCCGUUUCAUAUUUUUCUGAGGGAUGUUUGUAACGUCGCUUCCACAAAGGAAAAUUUGCAAUAAAUAGUUUUUCUGUA